ACUUCUUUGGCAACUUGCUAGAAUGUCUGUCUACAACAGUCGUUACUAUUAUCUCAACAAAGUAGUACUGUCCAUCGUAGGCCUAUGGCCGUAUCAAUCGCGAUUGGAGGGAAACGUAAUGGCUAUCAUUACGUUGUUGUGUGCUGGCGGUUAUGCGGGCUUAGAGUUGUGGACCCUGAUAGUCGGUAUAACGGAUUUGUCUAUUGUCAUAGAGAAUCUGUCAUCCACAAUGGCAAACAUUUUUGUCAUAGGAAAAUUGGUCAAUAAUUUGUACAAUAAUUACAAAAUGAAGGAUCUUUUGGUUCGUAUCGAAGAAACUUGGAAGAUGAUACCAACAGGCCCAGAGAACGUAAUAUUACGGACCUACGCGGAGGAAAGCAGAAGCUUUACUGUACAUUAUGCAUUGGCAAUGUAUGCCGUAUGGAUUUCUUACUCUACGAUGCCGAUCGUUAGCAGUGGAUUAUACACGUUUUUGCCGACGAACGAAACGUACGAAACCAAAUAUCUGUUUCGCUUGGAACACGUGAUUGAUGUGGAAAAGUACUUUACUCUGUUGAUGCUACUUGCGAUCAUUGGCGUCUUCUACAUAGUAUCGAUAGCGAUAGCAGUUGACAGCAUUUUUGUACUUUGCAUACAGCAUAAUUCCGCAUUGUUUGAGGGAGUACGAUUUAAUAUGGAGCGCAUAAGAUCUUUGGAUUGUGUUCAAGUUGAAGCUCAAUGGAUGCUGAAACCAAACGUAGCAAACGAUGAAGCAUAUCAUAUCAUAAUUGGCUGCAUCAAAUCGUAUAAGGAUGCUUUAAACUUCUUCGAUGUGCUUGCUUCUGCGUAUUCAACAUUUUUUCUACUUCUGUUAGGAAUGGUUAUACUGUGCUUAAGUUUCAGUGUGGCUCAGUUAUUGCUAGUGGACAAUCAAUUGGACGCGAUUAUUAGAAUCGUCGCUCUAAAUGUGGCGGAAGUCUUACAUAUAUAUUAUCUGAGUUUAAUGUCACAACAACUGAUCGACUACAGCAGUGGCAUUCAAGAAGUAAUUUACAACUGCGACUGGUAUGCGAUUUCGCUGAGAUCCAGACAAUUGUUAAAAUUUACUUUAUUGCGCGCUACUAAACCGUGCCAAAUAACGGCUGGAAAGAUGUAUGUAAUGUCGAUGGAGAACUUUGGUUCAAUUAUAAAAGCCUGCAUAUCUUAUGUCACGAUGCUUCUAUCAUUGCAAUAAUUUUUGUACAGAAUGUCGAAGAGGAAUUUAUAAUGAGGCGAUUUGUAAUAAAAGCCUUACAAUAUGUUAAUAGUAAUGAUUAUUUUUUUUAUGUCUAAUGAAAUGAAUAUAUUAUAAUUUCGGCAGUUUUGUAAUUAUUAAAUGUUGUUUCAUAAUAAUAACGAAUACAAUAACGAUUUUAUGUCAUAUUAGUUCUUUUAUACAAAAUAGAAUAUGUAGAUGUAAUGUGUAAAAAACUGGUAAAUAUAUAAUAUAUGCAUAUUUCCUACGCG
Ooceraea biroi (clonal raider ant) is the source of this 1485-nucleotide messenger RNA. RefSeq lists its product as uncharacterized. Gene Ontology annotation, cellular component: plasma membrane. Gene Ontology annotation, biological process: sensory perception of smell; detection of chemical stimulus involved in sensory perception of smell. NCBI's taxonomy places the organism in Eukaryota, Metazoa, Arthropoda, Insecta, Hymenoptera, Formicidae. The record is from RefSeq and is a predicted model, not a curated record. Gene Ontology annotation, molecular function: olfactory receptor activity; odorant binding.